UGUAAAAUGGCGGCGAGAUGAUAGAUGGAGAAUGUGGACAGUAUCUGACUGAAUCUGAAAAAUUAGCGACCUUAUGGAUCUUGAUGACUACGUGACAAUGGACGUAACGAGUGAAUUUACUCAUGACGACAUUGUCGUCUACUCAGUUCUUUACUCGAGCGUCACGGUGGUGUUUGCAAUGGCAGUUCUCUCGAAAUUCCUGACUAACGAAUUCCGCUUUGGGUUCAGGUCGUUUCUGAGUCUAGUAGUUUUAUUUUUAGGAGAACCUUUAUGUCAAUUUCUAGUUAAAGGCCCAGGAGGUGUAGUAACAUUUGCUGUAGGAUGCCUCUUUGUUUACUCGAUUCUACCCGCCAGUCAUCUCCCCGUCGGCAACAAGGCCGUAUAUGUCACAGGUUGUGACAGUGGGUUUGGAAAUGCCUUGGUGAAAAAAUUGGACAGUAUUGGCAUGCGGGUGUUUGCAGGGUGUUUGGACAGCUACAGCCCUGGUUCAAUAGAGCUCAGAAACAAAUGCUCUCAGAGGUUACAUAUUCUCCAGCUAGAUGUGACAAAGGAGAAGGACAUCGAAGCUGCAGCUGAUUACAUCCAGACUCAGGUGGGAGAAGAAGGUCUCUGGGGAGUGGUCAACAAUGCUGGGGUGUGGUACUUCUCCGAACUUGAGAUGACCUCAGAAAAGGUUAUAAGGCGUGUGAUGGAUGUCAAUUUAUUUGGUGCUGUCCGAGUAACAAAAUCUGUUCUUCCAAUGAUCCGACAAGCAAAAGGACGUAUUGUCAACGUUUCAAGCUUACUUGGUCGCAUCUCCAUGGAAGGUAACGGUGCCUACAGUAUGUCCAAACAUGCGCUGGUGGCGUACUCUGACACACUCCGUCAAGAGAUGAGGAAGUGGGGGGUCCAUGUUGCUAUUAUAGAACCCACAGGAUUUUUCACAGGUAACAUGCAGGAACAUGUUAUCAAGAGCCGGAGAGAUGAAGUUUGGAAUUCUCUAGACGAAAAGACUCGUGAAACAUAUGGGCAAGAUUAUCUUUACUCCACAUAUUCUCAUAUUCUUGCAUCAGCUCAGCGAUACCCUGCCGACCUGACCCCUGUCACACGCUGCAUGCGUAGCGGACUUUUAUCAAAGCGUCCCCGAGAGCGCUACCCCUGCGGCACUGGCGCCGACAUCAUGUUGAACAUAUACCCACUCCUUCCUGUCUGGGUGGCAGACAAAGUGUCGCGAGCGAUCGGCAUUUUCCCUCGGACAAUACUGCCCACUGGACUACAGGAAUGAGUGGAUACAAAUCAUACAAGUGCUACCUUUGUUGUGAUAUGUUUUUCAACAUAUCAAUAUUUGUUAAAACUGCCAUUUAUGAAAUGUUAGUGAUAAGUUCCCCUUGUGUCACAGUCAUGUAAGCAAAAUUUGCUGAAAGGAAAUAUUUUUAGUUCUUGAGGAUAAAAGAUCUUGCAUGAAGGCACUUUCAUGUUUAUAAAAGGUCAUGUCAGUAUGGCUGCUGGGUUUACAUAUUAUCUAGACAUUGAUGCGGGAGGCAAAAAAAGCAACCAAAAAUAGGCUGAGUUGGAGUUCAAGUGAAGACCACUUAAUAAAACUUUGACCAAGGUGAAAGUGAUUGCUGAGAUUCAGCUGUAUCUAGUGUUUCAGCUUAUAAACCUUAAGGUAAUUAUCUUUGAAAGAAUUUAAUUAUGGAAGAUAGAGCAAAAUUUCAUAUUAAUGAUCUUUCUACCUAGAGCAAUGCUAGAGUAUUUCAGUCAGAAAUUGUGAAUAAUUUUAGCUAUUAUGUGUUUAUCGAGUUUCAAUGAUUUUGUCUUUUGAUACUUCGUAGACAAGGUCUAGAAAUGUCAUCUCUUUACUUUUGAUGCUGCUGCUAGCAAAGAUUUAUGAAAUCAAUUGUGAAUGCGCUGAAUAAAUUUUGAACUGCUAAGCCACUUACGCUUGCACACCAUAGCUUUGGGAAGCUGCAAUUAAGACACAAGGGGAGAUAACUCUGUACUCGUCCACCUGUUAAUGGUUCAUCCAAUGUUAUAAGUUAUUGUCAUAAGUCAUGUAUGUAUGCGUGUGAGUUUUCUUGGAGUGUUUGGACCAUAGCUAACUUAUUCAUAGGAAUCCAAACUUUAAACAUUAACUUUAUUCACAUUGUUCAGUGAGGCAUUGUUCUGUAUUUAUGACGGUGUCAAACUUAAGAUAUCAUCUCUCAUGCCCAGACAUAAUGAAGACAAGCUGUGUAUAUUGUAAAACCACUUUAAUGUGGGAUUGCUUCAUUGUAUAUAUGUUUCAAUAUUCUAGAUAUUUAUGUUUACAUUAUAUUUUUUGUUGUCUUAAAGCAAGUUAAGCUGAAAUGAAUUAUGUUACGGUUGUAACCAAAUAUCAUGAUUAAAUCACAUAAAUUUAUGACUCUUCUGCUGCUUGCAUUCUGAUCAUUUCUCCUUCAUUUAAAAUAAAACAUUUUUGGUCCCGAAGCAAUGUUUUACUGGCUAAGCAUCCCAUAAUUGUGUUGCGAAGAACUUUUUCAACUAAACUUUUUAAGCAAAAAUAACAACCUAUUUAUACCAGUGUAGUGGCAUCGAUCUCAGUUGAAUAGAUCUGCCAAUAACAAAUUGUUUUGCAAUUCUUAAUUACAAUUCUUACUGAUUCUUCACAUUUUUAAACCACGGAAAUUAUUGGAGUAUCAAAUAUCAGUUAUGGUUAUUAGAUCAUAAGAAUAUUGAUUGCUAUGGACAUUUUUAACAGAAUUUUAUUUUUUAAUUGUCACAGUAACUUGAGUAAGACAUUUGUUUUGAAUCAAUAGCUGCUUCUAAUCAAUGAUAUGCCUGCAAUUGUUUCCUGAAUUUUUCAGUUUUUGCACUGCCCCUUUUACUAUGGUUAUUUGACAUAUCGUUAUCAUGAAAUUGGCAUCAUGACACAAGGUCCAGAGAACGUGCACUCCCUAGUUUUGCUGUUGUGUUUCAUGUUAAGUGUAAGAAGUUGUACACAUGCUGUGUGUAGUGGAGUACUUGACACUCAAGCAGGUUGUUAUAGUAUAUAUAUAAUGUUAUAUACUGAUUGAAAUGAAUAUGCUAUCAUUGGUUCCCAGCCUUGUCCACCAGAAUGCGUUGGAAACAAUGCACACAAACACAUCUCAACAUUUGAUUCUGACAUGUUGGAUUUGUAUACUUGCUAUUUCGAAUGUACUGACAGUAAAGCUUAUUUGCGUAUAUUUUUCAUUGUUCCCUUAUUCGUUUCCAUCAGUAUAUUUCUAAUAACUCACUUGUAAGCUGCCUGCUUUGGAAAUUUUUUGUAUGUUGCUAAUUUUGUUUGCAUGAAGCAUUCUGCCACUGUAGCUGUAUAACUUACAGGUUUGGAGUGGAUUAUACUGGAAAUAUAUUUUGUAAAGGUUUACAUGCAUUAAGAGGUUUUCUCCCUUGAAGUUCCUGUCUUUAAACUGAAUUAAGUAUUAAGAUAAAUUUGCAUAUUUAGAAACACAUUUAUCAGUAUUUAUUUACAGAGAUCAACAGUAGGCCUUUCUGUUUCAUGUUUGCCAACUCCAUCCUAAACUGAAGAGUCAUUUCUAGUUUAUCUCAAUACUAUUGAUGCCCAUACGGAAAUACCUGAUGCAAUUCUCUAGUCAUUACCAUGGUUUGCAUUAUGAAUAUCAUUAGAUGUAACCAUGGUAACAAGUAGGUCAUACGCAUCAUUAUGUAAUGAUCUUCGUUGGGAAAUGGAAAGCAGAAUGUGAACUUACUAGGGCAAACAUAUCGGGGUUCAUAAAAAUCAUAUGUGCCCUAGGGUCAUAUCAUGUCGCCAGACAACAGUGUAUUGUUUCCAUCAUCCAGACUGCAUUGUUGACGUCACAUGAAUCUCAUUGUGACGUGGGGUGGGAAUGAUGUCACAAUAGAAACGACGUCGUACCUGAAGAUUGUUGACGCCAUUCUACAAAUUGUAGUUCAGCUGGUGUUGCGACUUAAAAGGUAAACGACUUGCGACUUACAGGGAAACACUAAAUUCUGUCUCUGUAUGUAGACAACCUCUUCAGUAAUAUAUCGGACAGUAAUUUCGUGUUCAUGUCAUACUAUGUUUACGCCACUCAUGCCCAAAUUCCUGUAUUUCCCUCGCUCUCACUCAUGAAAUAAAGGAAUUUAGACACUCGUGGCAUAAACAUAGUAUGACAUGAACUAAUAUAAUAUACCAACUGGAAUUGCAAAGGAGACAGAAGGAUAAGGGACCUUCUUUGGCACAGUAUCUGCAUAAUUUAACAAUGGAGCAAAACUAUCAGACUUUUUCAAUGUAUGGGACAAAACAUCAUCUGUAUUAUUAAUUAACUUGCAGUGUAAUAAUGUCCUCCUGUCUCUGCAGAUUUGUUAUUAUCAUACAUGGUCAAGGCUGCUACGCCUUCAUUAGGUCAUGGUUAGAGGCGACUAACGGGAUCGUGUGGUCAGGCUCGCUGACUUGGUUGAUGCAUGUCAUCGAUCCCAACUGUGUGGAUCGAUGCUCUUCAUGUCAAUCACUGGAUUGUCUGGCCCAGACUUGAUUAUUUACAGACUGCGUAAUAUAGCUGGAAUAUUGCUGAGUGCGGCGUUAAACAAAACAAAAACAAAAUAAUAAUAAUAAUAAUAAUAAAGGUUAGCCCAGUGGACAAAGUAUUUGCUCGUCAGACCGAAUGCCCUGGUUCAAUUCCCCACAUGGGUACAAUGUGUGAAGCUCAUUUCUGGUGUCCCCUGCCGUAAUGUUGCUGGAAUUGCUAAAAAGCGGAGUAAAACAAUAUUCACUCACUGUCUCACUCACACAUGAAAAUAUACAUGAUAUAGGCAGGGUUCUUAUUAUUUGAAAUAUCAUCCACUGAAUCACUUGAUUGCCUACUUCCUGCCUAUCCAUUCUUCAUGCUUGCUAAAUUCAUUGUUCAUGUGAUAAAUAUUGAUUUUUGAACUUCAGGAUAUUAAUGAUUUCUGGAAUGACAAACCAGAUUUUUUGUUUCUGUAAAACAUGGUAAACAGUUUUGGAAUUGAAGCUAUAUCCUUUUGUUCUUCAAAAUCAAUGUUUCAUAGGAAAAGGAUGUGCUACUAUGAUGAUACAGCAUUGAUCCUACACUGCUUUAGUUACUCUGUAUUGCAAUACAGGUCAUGAUAUGAUGCAUUGAUUUAUUAGGGAUUUAUCCUGAAAGGACUAACCCAAGAACAUUCUCAAUUCAGAGAAGAUACCAGAAUGUGUUUAUGAUCUUUCUAAAAAUUAUUUUGUGUACCACUUAAAAGAGUUGAGGACCAUCUGAUUCUUUCAUACAGUGAUCCCUCGCUUCAACGCUACUUUUGGGUCCAAAUAAUUGAUGUAAGUAAGUGUAUUACAACCGUUUAUCUGUCAUGGCCGAUUAAACUAUAGCAAUAUGAAAGAAUCAGGUGGACCUUAACUUUAUUUUAGUAGUAUAUAUCAUAAUCUUUGAAUUACCAUACAAUAAACAAUUACAAUCUAAUGACAAUGGAUUGGUGUUGUGAUCCUUGCUGUGAUACAUCGGUGAUUAUCAUGAUCGUAUUCCACUAUCGAUACAGCAGCCGUUGCUUACGUUAAUGUCAGAUUGCCAUCCUCUUAUUGCAGUGCAUCGUAUCAAGCUUGUAUUGCAGUAGACACUCUUACAAUCAAUAUCAUUUUUCCUUUUUUGCUUGAAUCCAUAACUGGAAUGCUUCACUGCAAUAAAAUCAGACAUCAUUGAUAAA
Messenger RNA from Haliotis rufescens (red abalone), 5670 nucleotides. RefSeq names its product retinol dehydrogenase 7-like. Gene Ontology annotation, molecular function: oxidoreductase activity. NCBI's taxonomy places the organism in Eukaryota, Metazoa, Mollusca, Gastropoda, Lepetellida, Haliotidae. The record is from RefSeq and is a predicted model, not a curated record. Bases 74 to 1264 code for a protein of 396 amino acids. The transcript is spliced from 6 exons.